Messenger RNA from Naegleria lovaniensis, 918 nucleotides. RefSeq lists its product as uncharacterized. The record is from RefSeq and is a predicted model, not a curated record. Bases 1 to 918 code for a protein of 305 amino acids. The transcript has a single exon. NCBI's taxonomy places the organism in Eukaryota, Heterolobosea, Eutetramitea, Acrasida, Naegleriidae.
AUGUUCAGAGCAUCAACUCUCAUCGCCAAACCACUUUGCAACAACACCUCCUUCGCCAAGCAAGGAUCAUCAUUCCUUCUCUUCUCCCAACAACCACAAUACAGAAAUUAUGCUGCUCAAACACCAACUGAGAAGGGAUCCAUUGCUGUUUUAUUGAGUGGAUGCGGUUAUCUUGAUGGUACCGAAAUUACCGAAGCCGUCAGUGUGAUGAUUCAAUUGUCAAAGAAGGGAUACAAGAUUGCUUUCUUUGCUCCUGAUAUUAAUCAAGAAGAAACUUAUGACCAUCUUACAAAGACUUUGGACAAGAACGAAGUGAGAAAUAUCCGUUCUGAAGCUUCCAGAAUUACCAGACAAAGUGUUCUCAAAUUGGAACAAUAUAGACCACAAUCUUUCGAAGCUCUCAUCGUUCCAGGUGGUUUCGGUGUUGCUAAAAACUUGAGCAAUUAUUCUGAAAACCCAGCUAAUUUUAAGAUUAAUCCUGAAGUUGAGAAGGCUAUUGUUUCAACUUAUGAAGCCAAGAUUCCAAUCGGAAUGUGUUGUAUUGCUCCAAUUUUGGCUGCCAAGCUCAUUCCAAAGUGUUCAAUUACUUUGGGUGACUCUGAUCCAGCCACCACCGAAAAUGCCAGAGCUCUUGGUGCUACUUGCUUGACCAAAGGAACAAGCCAAGUUGUUGUUGACAAGGAUAACAAGUUGGUAACCACUCCUGCAUAUAUGGGCAAGAACCCAACUCCUUACGAAGUUUUUGAUGGUAUUGCAUCGAUGGUUGACUCUGUCAUUGAGUUGACAGGCUCAAAGAGCGAAGAAGAAGGAGAAAUCGAUUUUGGUGUGUUAGAAGAAAUUGCUGCCAAGAAGGUUGGUAAAGAACAAUUCCUCAAGAUGAAAGAACAAAUGUACGGAAAGAAACCAGCUUCCAAGUAA